AUGAAUCGCCACGCUAUGUGUUCGACUAAUGCACAGUUACCAUACGACGAGGUGUCGCACGAGAUCGACGGUAACAUUUUAACCGUUAAGUUACCCAAAGAUGGACGUCGCGUUCAAGCCGUUCAAGACGGACAAACUGCCGAACCUUGCAAGAAAGGCUGUCCAAAAAUCCACGUGAUGCACAAUCAGGCACCUACUCCGAAAAGACCAGAGGAAGAAAUGUUAUUUCUCAAGACAACGAGACAAAUCACUCCUACCGACGAUUUGAAGCACAGUCUUGAAGUGGAAUUUAAGUCACCGCGAAAUUACAUUCCGUUACCGGAACCAGGGCCUCCCCCACCCAUAAUUAUUCCGAAAGAACGUGUUAUCGUGAGGAAACUUGAUAAGAGAAAAGCAAGAAAAAAAAAAGUGAAACAAAAAAGAUAA
Molecule: messenger RNA, 426 nt
Organism: Vollenhovia emeryi
Lineage: Eukaryota; Metazoa; Arthropoda; Insecta; Hymenoptera; Formicidae
Exons: 2
Coding region: 1-426 (141 amino acids)
Source: RefSeq, a predicted model, not a curated record